Amoebophrya sp. A25 is the source of this 2519-nucleotide messenger RNA. The record is from the annotation of a GenBank genome assembly. Lineage: Eukaryota; Dinophyceae; Syndiniales; Amoebophryaceae.
UUAUCUUCAAUCUCCCCAACAUGGAGGACAUCGUUUUUGUAUCAUCGUCAUAGAUUUAGAUACAUUAAGAUUAAAGUUCAACGAUUAUACGUAUACCCUUACCCACUACCAAGUUUAAGAACUACCAUAAGGACAUACAAGAUACCCACUAUUACAUUAUAAGCUUGAGAACCAUCAAGAAGAUUAAUCACAAGCUGCUAGAUUUUCAGAGAAACAAGAUGUUGACCAUGAUGAAGAGAAACGGAGCAGGAUUACUGGGAGCAGGUAGAUGGGUUCGCGGUGCUCUCUUUUGCUGCGCUUCUUUGGCCUUUCUCUUUGCCCAGGAAGUGGUUGGUGUGCAGCUUCAAGCUGCGGGACCGGCGACCGGCCAGGUGACGUUGAAGUGCUAUUUUGGCUUGCAGGGCGACGAGAAGAAUGUGGUGCCUGUGACGGUCGAUCUUUCCAAGAUCAAAAAAGUGACUAAUAAACUACAAGAACAUGUAGUACAUUACAAUGACUUCGAGGAUACACCGGGAGAUGCGCCUCCAGAAGAUCUUCUUGCGAAUCAUGCUUCAUCAAGAAGUUCUUCAUCUACGGAUCCUCUUCCAGCGGGGUUUUUGCCAAGAAUACUCGGUCAUGAAACAGUAGGUGGAGACCCUCGUGGUCCAAAGGUAGCGGAACCGGAGAUUCAUCUAAGUCGAGACGACACGGUUGGAGAUCUUGUGAAGCACGUGAUUAAGGAGUUAAAGGCUCCAGGCAACGAAUCAGACUUGGAUUGGGAGGCGAGGUACUUCGAUUUGCAACCGGAACACAUCGAAUUGGUCGUAAAUGCCAGCAAAGUUGCGCUUUCAGAGCAUGAGGAGCUUGGCUCUGCACUCGAGAAAGAACAUGAAGCAGCUGCGGCGGAAGGCAGGAAAGAACUGCAAUGCCAUCUCGUGCCGCAAUCGCCGCUGGAAGGAGGUCGUCCUUAUGGCAAAGCGGACCUGUUGGCGUACCUGCGAAAAACGCCUGUCUUUUUGAAAAAUUGCAGUAACAAGGUUAAAUGUAACAAAGAGAUCGUGCUUGCAACUGUGAAGAAGUUGGGGACUGCGCUGCGCUUCGCUUGUCCGGAGUUGCAAAAUGAGACCGAAGUCGUUUUAGCUGCUAUCGAGCAAAGUGGCGGAACAGCGCUUCAGUACGCGUCACUGCAGAUGCAAAACAACAGAGACAUUGUUCUGGCUGCCAUUGCUGCAUGUAGUAAAGGAGAUCGGGACUCGGACAUCAACAUAGUGGAUUCUAUUGGCGUGGACUUGCUCGACGACAGGGAAGUGGUUCUGGCAGCUUUUAAACAGUGGCCGGAUCGUGCGGAGCCACCAAUGCGUUCUACUCGUCUUCAAAGGUUUUUCGUUUUGGACACGAGUCGGCUCCCCAAGGCCCAACUUCGGGUGGAAGAAAACAUGAGCAACCUAAGGAAUGACCGCGACUUUGUUUCGGCAGCGAUAGAGCUCAAUGGUGAGCACCUUUUCUAUGGGUCCGAAGACCUGCGAAAGGAUCGGAGUCUUGUUCUGCAGGCUGUUCGUAAAAAUGGCCUCGCCCUUAAGUGGGCCUCUCCGGAAAGGCGAGGUGACAAGGAUAUUGUUCUGGCGGCUGUUAAAGAAGAUGGAAAAGCGCUAGAAUUCGCGUCGGAGGACCUCCAAGACGAUCCCGAAGUUGUGGUUGUCGCUAUCGAAAACAGUUCUUCCGGCUAUUCUCUGGAUUUGGGGAACGAUUUGGAGGAUGUGCGGGAAUGGAUUGGAGGCAGAGCUCGGGCUGACAAAAGAGUUGUUUUGACAAUUUUCAAAAGAAGAUGGCCUCGAGACGACCAGACUAUUAACGGGAGCAGUCAAUUAACAAGAGGACGCUUCUCUAAGCCGAAAACGUUGGAAGAAAUGUCCAACAACAAGGAGCUACAAGACGACCGGGAGUUCAUUUUCGACAUGUUGAAGCUCGACCCGACCCAUAUUCGCUAUGCUUCGGAAGAUCUGCAGCGCAAGAACAGAGAUCUCGUUCUGCGCGCCGUAAAGAUGAACGGGAAUGCGCUUAAGUACGCCUGCGACGAAUUGAGAGGCGACCGGGGGAUCGUCAUAGCCGCUGUUGAGGCGGAUCCUGAGGGAUUCCGCUUCGCUUCCGAGGAGCUGCAGAACGACAGGGAAAUUGUGGGCAUUGCUAUCGAAAAGAAGUGGCAAGUCUUUGCAUUUGCCUCGGAGAAAAUGAAAAAGGAAUGCGCUGCUCUGGCGGCAGAAAAGGCUGCCCACGAUGACAAUGCUCUCUUUUACCUGCAAGCGGGCACUGACUCUCCCGGUCGGAAUUGUCCGAUGCAACGACUUCUGGUUGCAGACCGCGACUUUUUUUUGGAGCUCGUGAAGGAGAAGCCAGAGGCCCUUUGGUUCGCCGACGAUUCCCUCAAAAACGAUCCAGAACUUAUUCUAAAGUAUUGCUUUACUAUUGGAGCUCGACGGCGACGAGCUGCUGCUGCUGCUGCUGUAGGAGGGAAAAACGAUCCAGUUCCAGAAAUUGUCUAG